CCGAUUCGCACCUACGAAUUCGAAUCCAGGCCAAACCACUUACGAUUUAUAGUUGAGAAAUGUGUCGUUGAUGAUCAGCUUAACAGUAUCUUUCCAGUGUUGGGUAUUCCUCAUGAUUAUGGUAUUGAUUUGUGGUCUAUCGCAGUGACUAUUUAUGAAGUUUACACGGGAAAAAUCAUGUUCCCAGGAAAAAGCAACAACCACAUGCUUAAGCUUUUCACAGAGGUGAAAGGGAAGUAUCCGAACAAGCUUGUUCGAAGAGCUCAGUUCCGCGAUCAACAUUUCGACGCCAACUGCAACCUCCUCUACCAUGAAGUCGACAAAGUUACCCAACGAGACAAGUUGACGAAUUUUUUAGUCACAGUUCUAUCCAACAUAAGAAUUACUCGGAAUUUGGAGUUGGAACUAUUGGGAGAGCAAGAUCUUGACCGUGAUGGAAUAUCUCAGGUUCAUUCAUUCCGCUCACUUUUGGAGCAAAUGCUGAUAUUGGAACCAGCGAAGCGAAUAACCUGUGGUGAAGCUAUUAAGCAUCAUGUCUUUCCAAUAAGUAAAAGCCGACGGGAUAAAUGGGGAUACGACACAGAGUGA
Molecule: messenger RNA, 588 nt
Organism: Cooperia oncophora
Lineage: Eukaryota; Metazoa; Nematoda; Chromadorea; Rhabditida; Trichostrongylidae
Source: the annotation of a GenBank genome assembly